AUGUCCAUCAUGCAGCAGCCUCCAGGAUACAUGUCCAUCAUGCAGCAGCCUCCAGGAUACAUGUCCAUCAUGCAGCAGCCUCCAGGAUACAUGUCCAUCAUGCAGCAGCCUCCAGGAUACAUGUCCAUCAUGCAGCAGCCUCCAGGAUACAUGUCCAUCAUGCAGCAGCCUCCAGGAUACAUGUCCAUCAUGCAGCAGCCUCCAGGAUACAUGUCCAUCAUGCAGCAGCCUCCAGGAUACAUGUCCAUCAUGCAGCAGCCUCCAGGAUACAUGUCCAUCAUGCAGCAGCCUCCAGGAUACAUGUCCAUCAUGCAGCAGCCUCCAGGAUACAUGUCCAUCAUGCAGCAUCCUCCAGGAUACGAGUCUCAUGCAGCCACCUCCAUAUAA
This is a messenger RNA of Procambarus clarkii (red swamp crayfish), 387 nucleotides long. The record is from RefSeq and is a predicted model, not a curated record. Lineage: Eukaryota; Metazoa; Arthropoda; Malacostraca; Decapoda; Cambaridae.